Sparassis crispa is the source of this 927-nucleotide messenger RNA. RefSeq lists its product as hypothetical. The transcript is spliced from 7 exons. The coding region runs from base 1 to 927 and encodes 308 amino acids. The record is from RefSeq and is a predicted model, not a curated record. Lineage: Eukaryota; Fungi; Basidiomycota; Agaricomycetes; Polyporales; Sparassidaceae.
AUGCAAGCCCUUCAACUUGGCCUGCUUUCGCAACAAGAUGACGAUGAUGAACUUGAUUCACAGGCCCAAGAAGCAUUCAAUUCGAUGGGCAAAGACGAACGUGAAGAGCUCGCUUACACCUUCAAAGUGAUUCUUGGUUUGAUGCCUGGUCUUAAGGAUCAGCUAGUAUACAUGGGGGACAACAUCAAUGCCAUUGAUGUCCUUGGGUCCUACCUUAACCAUUAUGCUACCGGCGCUCGUGGAGAUCACCUCGGGUCACUUCACGAGCGCAUUGUCAAUUACCUGCCAGAUUUCAGUGACAGCUACCCUGUGUUGAAGCCACAAGACAGUAAGUGGAAGCGUGGCUUCCAGAACAUCACAACCGGCCGGCUACUUUGCCUACAGUCUAUGCUCACAGAGUUCCUCAAUGAUUCGGAUGGAUUUUGCCGCCAAGUGCGCGACGGUGAGAUUGAUAUACCCUCUGACGAGUUCCCUUCAUUUCUGUAUGAUGAAGCUCUCUACAACCCCGACGAAUUGGAUGCUGGGUUGCUCAGGCACCCGUUACUUCUCAAGUGCGUGUCCGAUCACGGAAACUGCGAGAGCAGACCCGGACGUCCUCCCCUCACAAAAAAGUAUGACAUGACUCAGGUGACUCCUAGGAACAUCGCGUAUUUGGCGGUCCUCGUUCGAUUUCUCUUGAACAGUCAGCACUCGUGGUCCAAUGUCGACAUGACCUUUGACCUCGAAAAGUUCUUCUUCGAAAUUCUCAAGUUCUUCCAGGAUGAAGAAUGGGGGAAAGCAACACUGGAAUGGUGGAACAAAGCAGUAUUUGGCACAACCGCGAAGGGCCAAGGCGGCAUGAAGAAGCAAACCCGGCCACAAUCUGCCUCCGCCAAAUUGAAGGUUCAGCGCGCAGCUCGAGCAGCUGUGCAAUCCGGCACCGUGUGA